UGGGAGACAUGUCUCGAAGAGAUGCUCAGGCAUGACACCAAGAUGGUCGAAGACUGGAAUGACGAGAUCAAUACUAUACUGAUUCUCGCUGGUCUGUUCUCUGCGGUUCUAACAGCUUUCACCGUCGAGUCGUACCAACUUUUGCAGCAAGACCCAGAGCAGGAGUCGGCGGAUACGCUAUCCCAGAUUUCACUGCAGCUCGAGAGC
Messenger RNA from Punctularia strigosozonata HHB-11173 SS5, 207 nucleotides. RefSeq lists its product as uncharacterized. The transcript has 2 exons. NCBI's taxonomy places the organism in Eukaryota, Fungi, Basidiomycota, Agaricomycetes, Corticiales, Punctulariaceae. The record is from RefSeq and is a predicted model, not a curated record. The annotation marks the transcript as partial.